Molecule: messenger RNA, 5305 nt
Organism: Hipposideros armiger (great roundleaf bat)
Lineage: Eukaryota; Metazoa; Chordata; Mammalia; Chiroptera; Hipposideridae
Gene: MYO1D
Product: myosin ID
Exons: 22
Coding region: 88-3108 (1006 amino acids)
Biological process (GO): actin filament-based movement; endocytosis; actin filament organization
Cellular component (GO): myosin complex; plasma membrane; microvillus
Molecular function (GO): actin filament binding; ATP binding; microfilament motor activity
Source: RefSeq, a predicted model, not a curated record
UCCCCGCGCGCCCCCGACCCCGACCCCGCGGCCCGAGCGCGCCCACCUGAGCCCUUUGGCGCCCACCUGAGCCCGGACGCCGGCACCAUGGCGGAGCAGGAGAGCCUGGAGUUCGGCAAGGCGGACUUCGUGCUGAUGGACACCGUCUCCAUGCCCGAGUUCAUGGCCAACCUCCGGCUCAGAUUUGAAAAGGGGCGCAUCUACACGUUCAUCGGAGAAGUCGUCGUGUCUGUGAAUCCUUACAAGUCGCUGAACAUCUAUGGUAGAGAGACCAUUGAGCAGUACAAAGGACGCGAGCUGUACGAGAGACCACCUCAUCUUUUUGCGAUUGCCGAUGCUGCUUACAAGGCUAUGAAGAGGCGAUCAAAAGACACUUGUAUUGUGAUAUCAGGGGAGAGUGGAGCUGGUAAAACCGAAGCCAGCAAGUACAUUAUGCAGUACAUUGCAGCCAUCACCAACCCCAGCCAGAGAGCAGAGAUUGAAAGAGUGAAGAACAUGUUGCUUAAGUCCAACUGUGUCCUGGAAGCUUUUGGGAAUGCCAAAACCAACCGUAAUGACAACUCCAGCAGGUUUGGGAAAUACAUGGAUAUCAACUUUGAUUUCAAGGGGGACCCUAUUGGUGGACAUAUCAGUAACUACUUAUUAGAGAAGUCUCGAGUGAUUGUGCAACAGCCAGGAGAAAGAAGCUUUCAUUCUUUCUAUCAGCUGCUCCAGGGAGGUUCAGAACAGAUGCUACGCUCUCUACAUCUGCAGAAAUCCCUCUCUUCCUACAACUACAUACAUGUAGGAGCUCAAUUAAAGUCGUCUAUCAAUGAUGCUGCAGAAUUCAAAAUAGUAGCUGAUGCCAUGAAAGUGAUUGGCUUCAAACCUGAGGAGAUUCAGACAGUAUAUAAAAUUUUGGCCACUAUUCUUCACUUGGGAAAUUUAAAAUUUGUCGUGGACGGUGACACGCCUCUUAUUGAAAAUGGCAAGGUUGUAUCCAUCAUAGCGGAACUGCUGUCCACCAAGGCGGAUAUGGUUGAGAAAGCCCUUCUUUACCGGACCGUGGCGACAGGACGCGACAUCAUUGACAAACAGCACACGGAACAAGAAGCCAGCUACGGCAGAGAUGCCUUCGCCAAGGCUAUAUAUGAGCGCCUUUUUUGUUGGAUCGUGACUCGCAUCAAUGACAUUAUUGAGGUGAAGAACUAUGACACCACAAUCCACGGGAAAAACACUGUCAUCGGUGUCUUGGAUAUCUAUGGCUUUGAAAUCUUUGACAACAACAGCUUUGAGCAAUUCUGCAUCAAUUACUGCAACGAGAAAUUGCAGCAGCUCUUUAUUCAGCUGGUUCUGAAGCAAGAACAAGAGGAAUACCAGCGGGAAGGGAUCCCCUGGAAACAUAUCGAUUACUUCAACAACCAGAUCAUCGUGGACCUUGUGGAGCAGCAGCACAAAGGCAUCAUUGCAAUCCUGGAUGACGCCUGCAUGAACGUCGGCAAGGUCACCGAUGAAAUGUUCCUCGAAGCACUGAACAGUAAAUUGGGCAAACAUGGUCACUUUUCCAGCCGGAAGCUCUGUGCCUCCGAUAAAAUCCUGGAGUUUGAUCGAGAUUUUCGAAUUCGACAUUAUGCAGGUGAUGUCAUCUAUUCUGUCACUGGUUUUAUUGACAAAAAUAAAGAUACUUUAUUUCAAGAUUUCAAGCGCCUCAUGUAUAACAGUUCAAAUCCUGUGCUGAAGAAUAUGUGGCCCGAAGGCAAACUGAGCAUUACAGAGGUGACCAAACGACCUCUGACCGCCGCCACCUUAUUUAAGAAUUCUAUGAUUGCUUUAGUAGACAACCUUGCAUCAAAGGAACCAUAUUACGUACGUUGCAUCAAACCCAACGACAAGAAAUCCCCACAGAUAUUUGAUGAUGAACGCUGCCGGCAUCAAGUAGAGUAUCUUGGACUGCUGGAAAAUGUGAGGGUGCGACGGGCAGGAUUUGCCUUCCGCCAGACGUACGAGAAGUUUCUUCACAGAUACAAGAUGAUCUCUGAAUUCACCUGGCCCAAUCAUGACCUCCCGUCAGACAAAGAGGCCGUCAAGAAACUGAUUGAACACUGUGGUUUUCAGGACGAUGUAGCUUAUGGGAAGACCAAAAUUUUCAUUAGGACACCCCGAACAUUGUUUACCUUGGAAGAGCUCCGUGCCCAGAUGCUCGAAAGGAUUGUCCUCUUUCUACAAAAGGUGUGGCGGGGCACCCUGGCCCGGAUGCGGUACAAGAGGACCAAAGCAGCUCUGACAAUUAUCAGAUACUAUCGGCGCUACAAAGUGAAGUCGUACAUCCAUGAGGUGGCCAGACGCUUCCAUGGCAUCAAGACCAUGAGAGACUACGGGAAGCAUGUGAAGUGGCCAACCCCUCCUAGAGUCCUUCACCGUUUCGAGGAGGCCCUACAAGCAAUUUUUAAUAGAUGGAGAGCAUCUCAGCUCAUCAAGAGCAUACCCGCUUCAGACCUGCCCCAGGUCAGGGCAAAGGUUGCGGCCAUGGAAAUGUUGAAGGGUCAAAGGGCUGACCUUGGGCUCCAAAGGGCCUGGGAGGGCAACUAUCUUGCUUCGAAGCCAGAUACACCUCAGACCUCAGGCACUUUUGUCCCUGUUGCUAAUGAGCUGAAACGGAAGGACAAGUACAUGAACAUCCUCUUUUCCUGUCAUGUCCGUAAGGUCAAUCGAUUUAGUAAGGUGGAAGACCGAGCAAUUUUUGUCACUGACCGUCACCUGUAUAAAAUGGAUCCCACUAAGCAGUACAAGGUCAUGAAGACCAUCCCUCUAUACAAUUUGACUGGUCUGAGCGUCUCCAACGGCAAGGACCAACUCGUAGUGUUCCAUACGAAGGACAACAAAGACCUCAUUGUCUGCCUCUUCAGCAAACAGCCAACUCAUGAGAGUCGAAUUGGAGAACUUGUCGGAGUCCUGGUGAACCACUUCAAGAGUGAGAAGCGCCACCUUCAAGUCAACGUCACCAACCCCGUGCAGUGCAGCCUGCAUGGGAAGAAGUGUACCGUUUCCGUGGAGACAAGGCUCAACCAGCCACAGCCCGACUUCACCAAGAACCGCUCGGGCUUCAUCCUCAGCGUGCCCGGGAACUGACGCUCACCCGGUGGGGGCCCCGCCAGGGAGCCGAGGCAGCGGAGCCCGGAGCGCCGCCACCCAGCAUCAUAGGUCCCCAUCUAAUUACUGAUCCCUGCUACUGCCCAAUAGAAACCAGCUCACAAGGGUCCUGCUUGGGGAGGAGCCCCUCUCUGCCUUCUCUCUCCCCUGAGGUCUUCUUCCUGGCUCUCUUUGGUCUCCAUCCUCCUCUGUCCCGAAUGCCUAUGGUCCCCGCUCAACAAACCAAAGACCCCGGGGUCCUGCCCGAGCCCUGGGCUGACAUCCAGACCACAUCUCACCUCAGAGGCAAUGUCAUGGUGCCGCCUUCAGCUGAGGAACAGCUCCCUGGACUGGCCAGGUCAUGUUAGUGCAACCUUGACCCAGCGACCAGCUGCUGACCCUGCAGGGGUCAGCCAGGGGAGCCCAGGACAGUUUCCCCAGCCAAAGACAUGCCCCCAGGGAGGCUGGUGGAGAUGAGCUGGGGAUGUAGCCCUGCUCUCUCCGUGAGCCCAUCCUGCCACCCCCUUCACCCUCGAGGUGGUCGCAGCCCCUGCAACCUGGCUCAGGGAGCUUCUCAGAGCUCCUCGAUGGGCCCCCUCCCCCCAGCAGCCAGCCAAAGUCACCAGGUGAGCAGGUUCACCUGUAGGGCCAGACCCUCAGCCCAGGAGCCAGUGGCCCGCGGAACAGCCACGCCCAGCUGGCAGCCCAGCCUGCCUGGAGCCUGCCCCCCCCCACCUCUCCAGGAGAGAGCAGUGGGGGCUCCAAGGAUCACCUCGCUUAACCGUGCAGCCUAUGCCCAUGAUUGCCUGACACUUAUUUUUGUAAUUUGCUAAAUCAGGUAUCGCGUCUGCUGUGCCCACUCUCUUGUCAGGAGCACUAAUAAGAAAACGGAGUUGCAGGGGCUGGGGGAGCAGGCAGGCAUUUGAAGUAACCCCCCCCCCCGCUAACAUCUCUAUUUCAUACUCAUUUGGAGAAUGAGGACUGGGGCGAGAGGGUCAGAGCACACAGGAAUUUGGGGAAGUAGAGGGCCAGAAACCAGCGUGGGGUCUUGGCACUGCAGGCCAGGCUAGGAUGCCCACUCCCACCGCACACAGACCCCAUGCCAGGAGAGCAGCGCCGUCUUGCCAGUCUCUGCCCAGCAGAAAGCACAUGCCUUCAGAUGCCUUCCUGAAACCACCCCCGGUGCCUCAGCUGAAGGGGACGCCGCAAACCUCUGGGCAGCCUGGGCCUCCUUGCCAGGAGCCUUGAAAGAGAGACUCAGGGCACCCCGUGAGGUGUGGGGGCUGAGGGGGAGCCUGGCAGGUGUAAAAGAGCGACAUGCUGACAUUUUCUUCACUUUCUGCCAUCGAUGCUGCCCCUGCUCCCCAUCUCCUCUCCGUAUGGUCCCGUCCUGCCACCCUGACCCCACAAAACACACCAGGUGCUUGAGUGCGGCCUCCUGUCACGGUCACCUUGCUGAUGCCCAGAUGGUCCCAGCAGCCUGGUCUCCUACGCACCCCAACCCCUGCUUCCCAGGGCUUGCAAACAUUUGCACCGUGUGCAAUUUGCAACAAAACCCUAUGAGCAUCCUGUCCUUGGAAAUCCACUCUCAUUCUCAGAGCCUGGUCAGCUAGCUGCCUGCACAGCGCAGAGGCGCCACCAACCCCCGUUAGCAACGCUCAUAGUUUUGCCAAUCACCUUGACACUAGUUGAACCAUCUUAACUGGAACAUUGCCUCUCCAUUCCACUUAUUUCCCCAAACUUGUUGCUUUACACUAGAUACAUGCAAAUGUAUGUUUUAGACACCAAAACGGAACAUGCCAAAUGAGUGCCUUUCAGAGGCUGGAGAGGAAGAGGGGGGUUCAGUGUCCUUCCUCCCACCUUUCCAUGUUGCUUAUGGCCCCUCAGCCCCGCGCCAGGCCUCCCGGCCGAGGACCAGGGGACCGCCUGCCGUCACAAGCACUUUUUCAUGAUGUCCUAAGAGAAGUCAGUGUGGCAACUGAAGGCGAAUCAGGAAAGUCGGGCGACACUGCGAUGAUGCUUCCAGGUGCCGAGGGGAAGGCAGGGGGACACAGUGAUUGUAUGCAAUGAAGUGUUUCUCUUGAUUUAAUUAAAUGCGGUUUAUGGUUUGGUGCAUAUAUUCCUAUUUUCCAUUAAAUUAACUAUUUCUAAAGCAUAUUUUGAUUUAUCAUCAAGAGCAAUAAAGCAUUCAAUCUUA